AUGACUACAACUGCUCAACCAUACUACGAUUGUAUCCGUAAAUCCCUCGAAGCUGCUUUGUGUCUUGAAAACUUCCCAUCUCAAGUCAUUGAAAGACACAACAAGCCAGAAGUUGAAGUUGGUACAAGCAGGGAAUUGUUGCUCAACCCAAUCAUUAUCAGCAAGGAUAAAUUUGAUCGUUGCAUGAUUGAAGGAUCAGUCAACUCUGUCAGAAUCAGUCUUUCAUUCAAGAAGAACGACGAUGUUGAAAGAAUUAUCUAUAAGCGUUUUAUGCACUUUUUGAUGCAAAGAGCUGAACAAUUCUUAGUUAUGAGAAGAAAGCCAGUCGAAGGAUAUGAUAUCAGUUUCCUUGUUACCAACUUCCACAUUGAAGAUAUGUUCAAGCAAAAGUUGAUUGAUUUCAUUAUUGGAUUCAUUGAAGACAUUAACAAGGACAUUAACAACAUGAAGUUGCAAUCAAGUGCUCGUGCUCGUGCUGUUGCCAAGAAGUAUCUCGGAGCUUACUAA
This is a messenger RNA of Naegleria gruberi, 507 nucleotides long. RefSeq lists its product as uncharacterized. Gene Ontology annotation, cellular component: Arp2/3 protein complex; actin cytoskeleton. The transcript is spliced from 3 exons. Gene Ontology annotation, biological process: actin filament polymerization; Arp2/3 complex-mediated actin nucleation. The record is from RefSeq and is a predicted model, not a curated record. Bases 1 to 507 code for a protein of 168 amino acids. Lineage: Eukaryota; Heterolobosea; Eutetramitea; Acrasida; Naegleriidae. Gene Ontology annotation, molecular function: actin filament binding.